Molecule: messenger RNA, 828 nt
Organism: Ostrea edulis (European flat oyster)
Lineage: Eukaryota; Metazoa; Mollusca; Bivalvia; Ostreida; Ostreidae
Exons: 1
Coding region: 1-828 (275 amino acids)
Source: RefSeq, a predicted model, not a curated record
AUGAGAAGAACUGUUGGGAACAAACGCAGAGGAAUAAUAUGGACACUGACAUCUAUACUAGAAGAUAUAGAUACUGCUGACCAUCUUCAAAAGAAAACAAACGAACUGAAUAUAAAUGCUAACAAGAUCGGCCUUAAAAUAAACAAGAAGAAAACAAAGACCAUGCAGUUUGUUCCUGCACCACCACAAAUAAAAUUAGAAAAUGAGAACUUGGAAGAAGUAAAUGAGUUUACAUACCUUGGAAGCACAAUUAGCAAAAACAACGCAACAGAAAAAGACAUCACCAACAGAUUACAGAAGGCAAAAGCUUCCUUUCACCAACUUAAUAAAAUAUGGAGGACUAGUAGCAUCAGCGAAAAGACAAAAAUCAGACUAUACCAGAGCAAUGUCCUAUCAGUCUUGCUAUAUGGUGCAGAAUGUUGGAGAAUAACGCAAAAAGAUAAUCAAAGGCUGUCCGGAUUCCACACAAAAUGUCUAAGGAAAAUAUGCAAGAUUUACUGGCCCAGGAAAAUAUCAAACAAAGAUCUAUAUAAAAGAACAGGGCAGAAAGAUCUAAUCACAAUGAUUAAACAAAGACAGUUUAGAUGGCUUGGUCAUGUCAUCAGAAAAGGAAACGAAUCCAUUACAAAAACAGCACUUAAAUGGACUCCAGCAGAAGGAAAGAGAAGCAGAGGAAGACCUAGAGAGACAUGGAGAAGGACUAUAGAAAGUGAUAUAAAGAAGAUGGGAAAAACCUGGAAGGAAGUAGAAAAGAUGGCUAUGGACAGAAACAAAUGGAGGGGUUUGGUAUCAGCCUUAUGUGCCACCGGGCACGAAGAGGAUAGGUAG